This is a messenger RNA of Frieseomelitta varia, 1470 nucleotides long. RefSeq lists its product as uncharacterized. The record is from RefSeq and is a predicted model, not a curated record. Lineage: Eukaryota; Metazoa; Arthropoda; Insecta; Hymenoptera; Apidae. Gene Ontology annotation, cellular component: mitochondrion.
UGAUCAAGAUAAUUUAAAUUGGUCGAUUAUUUGCAUUGUUUAGUGUUUAAAGCAUUACUAAGUAGUGACUUCACAAUGGCGUAGGGUUGAGUCACUACCACUUUAAGUCAAGAUAUGUGUACGUAUCUUUAAGUGUUCAAUCGUCAAUAUAGUGUAUCUUUAUCAUUAUUAAGCAAACAAAAUUAUUGAUUUUAGGUAUUAGCGCUAUACAAUGUAUAUGCUCUCGUAAUCACGUAAAUUUCAAUUAAAAUAUUGUUGAGGAAACGGUAUCGUCGUUUUCAUAAAGAUGUAUACGAUCGCAGCUUUGACUAGUCAAACAGUAUUUAUCCCACGAGAAAUUAUGUAUUUUAGUAGAAAUAUGUCGCGGUUUUAUCACGGUCGUCAAAAAUUGUAUUGUGUGAAUAAUUUUCUGUCAAGAAAACACAGUUUAUUUUCGUUUGUCGUUCAUACGUGGACUAUACCAAGAACAUGUUACAGUGCGGAAAGCAAAAUAAAUUUUCCUGAAUCCUUAACGAAGGAAAAAGCGAAAGAGAUAGCUUCUAAGCUUAGCUCAGAAGAACGAAAUCUCUUUUUAAAUGUCCUUAAAGAAUGUAAAUCAGAAGAGGAUAGGGCUGAAUAUCAACGCCAAUUAGCUGCUUUUCGAUGGUGUAAUAAACUUGGAAGACCAAGCAAAAUAUCAUCAUUAGGAGAUGUAGAUCCUACAGGCACUUAUUGUCCUGUACCAGAAGAUUGGCUUAUGCGCAAUUUAAAAAAUUUUCUUCCAUCGCAUUCACAUGGACAUCAAUCUACAACUACAGAGCCACACUUAGUUGAAACUGUUCCAGAACCAACCACAAAAGAGUUAGUAUUAGUUGCAAUUGCAAAUGCAAUCCCAUUCAUUGGCUUUGGUUUCCUUGACAAUUUCAUCAUGAUUGUCGCUGGAGAUCAAAUUGAAACAAUAUUGAAUAAAAAAUUUCCAAUAUCAACUAUGGCAGCUGCCGCGUUAGGAAAUACAAUAUCUGAUAUAAUAGGAAUCGGAUCUGUACAUUAUGUAGAACGUUUCGCUCAAAGCGUUGGUUUUAAAGCACCAAAACUUACUCCCAUACAAUUAAAUUUACAUAGGACAAAAGCAGCUGCUAAUAUGGGACGAGUUAUAGGAGUUACAAUUGGCUGUAUUAUCGGGAUGACCCCUAUCCCUAUUUUUUCCUAUUUUCAUAACGGUGGUUGAAAUUAUAUAUAUUAAAUGCUUAAAAAUUUUAUUAUUAUUAUAAUAUUUACUUUUUAUAACAAAUUGAUUUAUAAUGAUAGAAAACAAACAUCUAUUUAUGAUCUAUUAUUAAAAAUUUCGUAAUUAUUUGCAAUAUUAAUUUAUGACAAUCAUAAAGUUUAUGCAAUAUUAUGUAAUCUCUGUAAGAUGAAUGUACUUAAUAUAUACAUAUGUAUAAAAUAAUUGUAGAUGUAUUAUCAAAACUGUAUAAAUAGUAGUAACAA